This is a messenger RNA of Acanthochromis polyacanthus (spiny chromis), 1029 nucleotides long. RefSeq names its product ribonuclease P/MRP 25 subunit-like. NCBI's taxonomy places the organism in Eukaryota, Metazoa, Chordata, Actinopteri, Pomacentridae. The record is from RefSeq and is a predicted model, not a curated record. Gene Ontology annotation, biological process: tRNA 5'-leader removal. Gene Ontology annotation, molecular function: RNA binding. Bases 117 to 752 code for a protein of 211 amino acids. Gene Ontology annotation, cellular component: ribonuclease MRP complex. The transcript has 2 exons.
UCAACCAAAACAAACUACAGAAAACCACGGCAGUUCACGACAGUUCGUACCGUCAUACGGCAGCGAAAACUGUUGCAGUUGAAGUAAACAUGUGAUUAGUAGCAGGAAACACACAGAUGGAGAACUACAGUAAAGCUCGGACCGUGGAGCGGCCGUCCGUCUGUCCGUUCUCCGGCCUCCCCGCAGACACGCCGGAGAUCCGCGUCAAAGACGGCAGCAAGAUCCGCAACCUGCUGCGCUUUGCUCUGAGCCGCAUGGAGGCCAAACCGAGAGCAGCCGAGGAGGAGGAGGGAGGUGGUGAGGAGGAGCGGCAGGAGGCGGCAGGUCGUCCGCUCUGCAAACACCUCGUCUUCACCGCUUAUGGGAAGAGCGUCUCCAAGGCCAUCACCUGCGCAGAGAUCGUGAAGCGGCGGCUGAAGGGGCUCCACCAGCUCACCAAGCUGCUGUACGGCACCGUGGACGAGACGUGGGAGCCGCUGGAGCCCGACGCCGGCCUCGACAGCCUCACUGUCAGCAGGAACCUACCCAGCAUCUGGAUCCUGCUCUCCAGAGAGCCGCUGGACGGCAGCCAGCCGGGAUACCAGGCGCCGGGCCGCUACGACGCACUGUGGGCUCAGAGCUCCAGCAGGGAGGAGGGCGGAGGGUUCAGCGGACAGAGACCGGGGCACCGGAGGAAGAGAGGCGGCAGCAGAGGGAAGGGACCCGGACGUCAGAGUGGACACUCCAGAGAGCCGGUCAAAGGACACAACUGAUUUAUUUUACAGUGCUUCAACAUACAGAGACUCAGCCACACUGACAGGAUUUAUAAAGGACUUCUACAUUUAAAACAGAUUAGAAAUCCAUCACAGGAAAUGUUCUUUUUGUGAAACUUGAUUUUACUGAACUCUGUUAAAGUCAGCAGACACUUGCAACCUGACUUCAUGUUCUUUGACUGCAGUGCUAAAAGGUUUUGUGGUCUGAAAUCUGACUUCUGAAAAUGUGCUUUUCAGUUGAGUAAAAUAAAGAAAUGUGUUUAGUUUUACUCUGAAA